AUGGUAACGAUGCCUUGCACAGAAUUCAUUCAUUCCUCCCGGUUCCCACAGUUUGCGAUACCUCGCGUCCUUGAUGAUCUGCCUAUCGAUGCAGAACCACUCGACAACACUCAGGUUGACGAUGUCCGAGUGUUCAUCACACCGAAACGGAAAGUUGCAAUUGAGGAUUCCAUACCCAUUCGCGGAUUACAGCUGCCAUGUCCGUUGUGGUCUAGUGGUAAGGAUUUACGGCUCUCACCCGUAAGGCCCGGGUUCGAUUCCCGGCAACGGAAUGAGUUUUGUUCAGCGGGAACAACUACCACGACGAAGGGAUUGGGACAGGAUUCAGUCCUAACUGCAUUGUUAAUCUGCGGAUAA
This is a messenger RNA of Necator americanus (New World hookworm), 357 nucleotides long. RefSeq lists its product as uncharacterized. The transcript has a single exon. NCBI's taxonomy places the organism in Eukaryota, Metazoa, Nematoda, Chromadorea, Rhabditida, Ancylostomatidae. The record is from RefSeq and is a predicted model, not a curated record. The coding region runs from base 1 to 357 and encodes 118 amino acids.